AUGAAUAAGUUCAGCCUGUUUAUUAAUAUUAUCACAAUUAUCCUUGCAAAUAACUCGUGGAGUUAUUCUAACAAGUCAGCUGUUUUCAUUGCGGAUUCAUGGGGAAAGAACAACCAAGUUAAUAUAUCAGAUAUUAGAGCUAUUCGAUCUCUUGGUGAACAUGAAACGUGUGGAGAAACGGAAGGGGUAAAGAAAUCCCAUGCAAAUGAUGAAGAACAUUAUGAUGAAGAUCGAUAUAAUGCAUUGACCCAAGAUUACUUUGACAUGAUGGAGGAUGACAUCAAUAAUAACAAAAAAUCCAGACUAACACUAUGUGAAAUGAUUAACAAUGUAGAUCCUAAAGCUCAAUUAAAUUAUUAUCUGGGUAAUAUGAAAUAUGAUGAUUUUUGUCCAUUCAGUUCACGAUGUAGAAAUGAUCUAUAUGCAGGCAUUAAACGCGUCUUCAGAACCAUUGAUAAAAUGGUAGACAGAGAAAUGUACAAUAUAUUAAAAUCGAAAUAUUAUGUUAAAAAAAAUAACCUAUUUGCACAAGAUAAAAGUAUGACAAGGAUGAUUACACAAUUUCUAUUUAAGUAUAAAAUAUUCUCCCCAGUUUUGGUACUUGCAUUCUUGUCAAUCAUUUCCAUAAAGAGCGUUGCAGGAACAGCAUUUUCUACCUUCGCGGCAGUAGUAGGUGGUCUCAUAUCAGUGUAUCUUAUUUGGAAGUACUUAAAGUGCUCCAAAAAAUUUAAAAGACUCCCUGAACAUUUCUCAGAGCUAUCCCCAAAAGAAUUCCAACAACAACUUGAGCGCAAACUAGAUAACAAACAAGAAAGCAUUUUUAAUUCCACAGAAAGCGUAGAUGACUCAACAAAUGAUUUACAAAUGUCUUAA
Plasmodium fragile is the source of this 873-nucleotide messenger RNA. RefSeq lists its product as uncharacterized. Lineage: Eukaryota; Apicomplexa; Aconoidasida; Haemosporida; Plasmodiidae. The transcript has 2 exons. The coding region runs from base 1 to 873 and encodes 290 amino acids. The record is from RefSeq and is a predicted model, not a curated record.